This is a messenger RNA of Metarhizium robertsii ARSEF 23, 336 nucleotides long. RefSeq lists its product as uncharacterized. The coding region runs from base 1 to 336 and encodes 111 amino acids. Lineage: Eukaryota; Fungi; Ascomycota; Sordariomycetes; Hypocreales; Clavicipitaceae. The transcript has a single exon. The record is from RefSeq and is a predicted model, not a curated record.
AUGGGAGGAUUCGAGGAAGCUUCAAUGUUCAGUCGACCCCGCGCAAAGCUCGGUGUUCCAGACGCCGUCGAAUGCCGUGGCUCAAACGAGGUGCUCAACCGACGACGAUGGAGCGUUGAUUGCUCGAUUGAAACGCCGAUUGGUACAUUGGCGUGCUCCAUGACCAAUGGCCAAGUUCUCGUUGGUCCAUGGCACCACGACUGCCUCGGUGCCGCUGUACCUCUACGGAGUACCAAGGUACCAUGGUACAGGGGUAAGCUUAAGCUUGGCGGCUCCGGCCUGCAGCUGUUGUCUCAGCGAUCUCUCAUCUCUCAUCGACUUCACCAUCUCUUUUGA